Messenger RNA from Pimephales promelas (fathead minnow), 1667 nucleotides. RefSeq names its product NK1 homeobox 2b (gene nkx1-2b). NCBI's taxonomy places the organism in Eukaryota, Metazoa, Chordata, Actinopteri, Cypriniformes, Leuciscidae. Gene Ontology annotation, cellular component: nucleus. Gene Ontology annotation, biological process: cell differentiation; regulation of transcription by RNA polymerase II. Gene Ontology annotation, molecular function: RNA polymerase II cis-regulatory region sequence-specific DNA binding; DNA-binding transcription factor activity, RNA polymerase II-specific. The record is from RefSeq and is a predicted model, not a curated record.
GUUCAAACCCAAAAAGGACCUGAGCAGGGGGACAUCAUCAUCAUCAUCAUCUCCAGCUGGAUCAGCAUCUUACAGACGUGUUUCAGCAGCAUGUCUCGUGUAGAGUAAACAGCGGGAGAGCGCGAGCUGGAGCGAUAUGAACCGGGAGAAGGAGAAGACCGGCGACCCCACCGGAGUCAUCGUGCUCCCGCAGGACGGCAUGGACGACGCGCUGCCGGUGUUUCACUGCGCCGCGGGGAGAGACGCGUUACCGGCGGACAGCAGAGACACCUCGCCGAGACACGAGCACGAGCACGAGCACGAGCCCGCGGGCGCGCCGCCGACCAUACACCGGACCACGUCCUUCUCCGUUCUGGACAUUUUGGACCCCAAUAAAUUUACUAGUAAGAGGCAAGCGCCUAACAGGACAGGUUGUGAGUUCAUGUUUGGAGCGGAGAACAGAAGCGACGACUCAAAUCACACGAUCGAGCACAAGUCUUAUCAGGAGGACUACGACUGUAAAAAAACUGCAGGGAUUUUGAAGGACGGGUUCGUGUUCCGGUCAGAAGAGCGCGAGUCUGACGGAGAGCUGUGCAGCGAGGAGAGCGCGCUCACCGGGAACAACGACACCGAGUUCGGCCAGCACGAGGACGACGACCCCGUCAGCAAGAGCCCGGACGGACAGCAGUCGCAACAACAGUCCUCAACAAACGGACAGAGUCACUCGGCGAAGCCCAAACGGAAGCGCUCCGGUUCGGACUCGAAGUCGGGCAAACCCAGGAGAGCCCGGACCGCGUUCACGUACGAGCAGCUGGUGGCUCUGGAGAACAAGUUCAAGUCGACGCGAUACCUGUCCGUGUGCGAGCGCCUGAACCUGGCGCUGUCCCUGAGCCUGACGGAGACGCAGGUCAAAAUAUGGUUUCAGAACCGCCGGACCAAGUGGAAGAAGCAGAACCCGGGCGCAGACACCAGCGCGCCGACCGGCGGGAGCGGAGCAGGGCCGAACGGGUCCCUGAGUCCCCUGAGCCCGUCCCCUCCCAUGAGCGCGCACCUGUCCAUGCACUCCGGCUACCCGGGCCACGCGCCCGGAGGACUCGUGUGCACGGCGCAGUUGCCGUUCCUGCCGGGUCACGCGGUUCUGUCGCCCUUCAUGCUGGGCUCGCAGACUUACGGCGCGCCCACGUUUUACACGCCGCACUUAUAAGAGCAGAAUGACGGGAGGAGGACAAAGAACAUCUCUAUAUUCUCUCACACACGUGCAAAGACACUCGAGAGGUUUGUGAUGGGAUGGGAGGCGAACUGUUUUUCAACCUUUGCUGCACUGUGGCAAACCCAGAACUCAGUUUACGUGCUAAUGAUUAGAUUUCGAAUCGCUUCAUUUUGAUAAAAUGUGAAUAUUUCUCUAGACCAGACUGUAAAUAUUCAGUUAUUAUAAAAUGUGUUUAGACUUUAACUUUGAAUGCAAAUGUAGUAGGGAAUAAAACAGUAUGUAUCGAAACAAAGAAUGAGAUUGUGUACAAACAAACAUAGGCCUAAUGAAAAGUUUAUCUUGAGUUUUUUUUUACUGUGGGCCACAUUAUUUAAUUCUGAAGUUGCAUAGACUAUGCUAUUAUUUAAUUGUUUGUCUCUCAAUUAAAAUGUUGCAAUAAAAUGACUAAUUGUCAACUAUUCCGUUGGCAUAAGGCCAA